AUGGCUGCCCUCACACCCCUGGUGAAGCCAAAGAUCGUCAAAAAGAGGACCAAGAAAUUCAUCCGCCACCAGUCAGACCGUUAUGUCAAAAUUAAGCGUAAUUGGCGCAAGCCCAGAGGCAUCGACAACAGAGUUCGGAGAAGAUUUAAGGGCCAGAUCUUGAUGCCCAACAUUGGUUACGGGAGCAACAAGAAGACAAAACACAUGUUGCCCAGUGGCUUCCGCAAAUUCCUAGUCCACAAUGUCAAGGAGCUGGAGGUGCUGCUGAUGUGUAACAAAUCUUACUGUGCUGAGAUUGCGCAC
Messenger RNA from Elephantulus edwardii (Cape elephant shrew), 303 nucleotides. RefSeq names its product 60S ribosomal protein L32-like. The annotation marks the transcript as partial. The record is from RefSeq and is a predicted model, not a curated record. Gene Ontology annotation, cellular component: cytosolic large ribosomal subunit; ribosome. NCBI's taxonomy places the organism in Eukaryota, Metazoa, Chordata, Mammalia, Macroscelidea, Macroscelididae. The transcript has a single exon. Gene Ontology annotation, molecular function: structural constituent of ribosome. Gene Ontology annotation, biological process: translation.